UUGAAUCAUAUUGUUUCAGGGACGAAUCUUCUGCUUCUGAGUUUUCCUGCGAUGUUAAUGUCUGUUUUGGGUUGUUUUUAUCUCCAUUUGGAGACUACGAAGAAGAAGAUUGCUCGUGGCUUGAAUAAUAGUAUACAACGUCCAAAUUUCUUGAAGAAACCGGUUCACAUAUCGAGUACUUUUGGUAUUAUAACAAUGACAGAGCUUCUAUUUGUUACAAUGUUUUUUGCACUAUUGAUAUGGUCUUUAGCCAAUUAUUUGUACAUAAGCUUUGGCCACCUCCACAUGGAUAGAGAAGGAGAGAAAAUAUGGAAGGCCAAGUUUCGCAGUGUGUCGCUUAGGUUGGGAUACAUUGGAAACAUUUGUUGGGCAUUUUUGUUCUUUCCUGUAACAAGAGGAUCUUCCAUCUUGCGAAUGAUUGGAUUGACAUCGGAAUCAAGUAUCAAGUAUCACAUAUGGCUUGGCCACAUCUCGAAUCUUCUCUUUACAUUACAUACAAUUGGUUUCAUCGUCUAUUGGGGUAUAACAAAUCAAAUGUCGCAGAUGGUAGAUUGGGACAUAACAUAUGUUUCUAAUGUAGCUGGAUGGAUAGCAAUGUUGUUUGGAUGGGCAAUAUGGGUGACAAGCUUUCCAUCCAUUAGAAGAAAGGCAUUUGAGCUCUUCUUUUAUACCCAUCAUCUCUAUCUUUUCUAUAUUGUUUUCUACAUGUUACAUGUUGGUGGAUCAUAUUUAUUCAUGAUCUUGCCCGGGAUCUUCCUGUUUCUCAUCGAUCGUUAUCUCAGAUUUUUACAAUCUCAAAAAAGAGCAAGAUUGGUCUCUGCCCGCCUCUUGCCUUGUGGUGUGGUUGAGCUCAACUUCUCCAAAUGCCUUGGUAAGAAUUAA
Impatiens glandulifera is the source of this 882-nucleotide messenger RNA. Its product is annotated as ferric reduction oxidase 4-like. The record is from RefSeq and is a predicted model, not a curated record. Lineage: Eukaryota; Viridiplantae; Streptophyta; Magnoliopsida; Ericales; Balsaminaceae. Bases 52 to 882 code for a protein of 276 amino acids. The transcript has 3 exons. Gene Ontology annotation, cellular component: plasma membrane.